AGCUUCGGCGCUUCUAUUAUUUGAUUGGCUGCAAGUCCGUUCCCGGACCCGAUUGGGGCAACGCCGCGAUACAAACACAAGAGUCGCGUCAAAUCAACCCACGCGACACAUGCGCUCGAUUCUGCCUCCCAAGUAUUCAGAUGGCCCCUCAAGAGAAACAAGAGCGCCGACUUGCGCGACAGCGGGGUGCUGGACCGCGCGAACUCAAAAAUGCGUCGUUCAGCUUUUCAUUUGGAGUGCCCGCAUUGCAAUCGCAGCCCACCAGAGAUAAAACGCCGCAGCCGCGUCAAUCACAGCCCCAGAGGACACCUGCCGCGCACGUAUCUACAGGCAAAAGGAAGAGAGAAGCACCUGCUUCUCGAUUAUCGGCUGCUCACUCUGCAAAGAAAGCAAAAACACCACUUGUAUUAAAGCAAUCGGAUGAAUUGGACGAGCUGAGCCCCGAAGUGUCUGCCCCGAUUGACAAGUCUGAACUUCCUCAACUGCGGCGCGUUUCGAUUCCGAUAUUACCUCUGAACAAACCGCUUGAGCAGCGUCCGCCUGAAAGCCCUGACAGACGCCCCCCACGAGAAGAGCGAGGAAGGAGCAGAACGCGCAAAUCUAUCGUCAGUUUGAGCUACAGUUUGUCACGCUCGCGUCUAGACACUUUAACAGAAGGCGACGAGGCUGAGAUUGCCGACUCGGCUCGGGAAGCGGACAUACUGACGACAACAACGAGGGCCACGCCUUCGACCCAGCGACGUUCAGUGAAGGGUAGAUCUACAAGUCGAAGAUCAUCGAGUUCGGGUCCUUUCGAUGGUGGAACAUCUUCUUUUUUGCGUAACCAGGCAGCUCAAAGCACGAGGCGAGAGAAGCUUGAAAUACCAAAUGAUGGAACGCACAGCGAAGAUGAGCUCACGCCAGCGCCAAUGAAGGUCUCUAGGAAGACUUCGCAAGUUAACAUCCUGGCCGAUACAGACGCUGACGGUUCUGGCGAGGAUGGAGAACAAGAUGAGCUCUCACCUCAGCAAGACGCGACUACGAACGAGUCGAUAGCCAGUGGGCGCACACCCCUGACAGACAGGAGCACAAACACUACACGGCCGCCGCUUGAGAAGGGCAAACGUGAUCAGGAUGAGACCAGCGAGCCGGUGCGCAAGAAGCAAAAGACCGCCACAUCCGAGAAAUCAGCAAAAACAACGAGCAAGGGUGGCGCAAAGAUUCCAAUUACUGUCUACAAGCGGACAAAACUCGCAGAAGACGAUCCCCUUGGGAUAGAUCCGGACCCCAUCCCGUCCUUGAAUGCGUCUGACGUGCUGUCUCAAAUUUCGACCGAGAUCAUCAACGCAUAUAUUUCCAACGUACCUGACGUCACUCGGCGCUCCACCGCCGUGCAGAGCAAAUCUUCGGUCAAGAAAACGAUGCUCCAUCAGAUGCAAGCUCUCCAGCAAUUUCGGGACAAUCUCUCUGACGCCUUGAGAAGUAUUACAUUCGCGCAGUACAGCUUCUACAAAUUCAGCGGCGAAGUGAGGAGAAUGAAGAAGCGCAAGAGAGAGUUGAGAGCGGAAUUGAUUGCUCGGCGAAAAGAGAGGGAAGAGAUUGAGAUUGAGAUUGAUCGUGUGAGAAGUCAGCAUCUAGAAAGGGAAAGUGUGGACGAGAAGACGAGGAAGCUCAUCGACGACAUAGAGAGUAUUGAGGAGGCCAUCAGAAGAGGACGGUCCAGAGAAAGUGCUGAUGAGCGACCGGAAGUCGGUUUUUUGGCGACCGCGGAGGAGAUUGGUAACAGGGUGGGUGUUUUGAAGCGUAUCAAUGAGUUCAACGCGUUUUUGGCUAGGGCGGCGGAAGCGCUCUGAUUUAUUCAAGAUGGUGGCAUUUUGGGCAACGCGGAUGCAAAAAGAGAUGAUAAACGACUUGAGAACUUUGGUUAGCUUUUGAGUAAACGAUACCCGGGGAUCUGUCUCCACUUCUUGCCUCGUACGAGGUUCAAGUACUCACAACUGGCCUGAGACGAGGAUGAAGUGGAGAGGCUGCCUGACAAUUGUUACGACGAUAUGUUCCUUAAAAUCACAUUCUUUGUCUAAUGUCUACCCAGGUCUUACUGUGCUCGGCCACACAAAGCAAAGUGUUAUUCGCUUUGUUGUAAGCCUUCAUAUGUAUCGUUGCUGUAGGUCCUGUUAGUUUUAUUUAUGCCAGAGAGUAAAG
Molecule: messenger RNA, 2181 nt
Organism: Verruconis gallopava
Lineage: Eukaryota; Fungi; Ascomycota; Dothideomycetes; Venturiales; Sympoventuriaceae
Exons: 3
Coding region: 141-1832 (563 amino acids)
Source: RefSeq, a predicted model, not a curated record